Molecule: messenger RNA, 603 nt
Organism: Gigantopelta aegis
Lineage: Eukaryota; Metazoa; Mollusca; Gastropoda; Neomphalida; Peltospiridae
Product: dual specificity protein phosphatase 14-like
Exons: 1
Coding region: 1-465 (154 amino acids)
Biological process (GO): protein dephosphorylation
Cellular component (GO): cytoplasm
Molecular function (GO): MAP kinase tyrosine/serine/threonine phosphatase activity
Source: RefSeq, a predicted model, not a curated record
AUGGAUUGCUGCUUGCAUCGCCAGAUUGCCCACAUAACUGACCACCUGUUUCUGAGCAGUGCGGCUGCAGUCAGUGGGGAGAGAGUCUGCGGUCUGAACAUCACCAACGUCAUCAACUGCACCAUGGACAUCCCCAACCUGCACAUGCCCGGCAUCGACUGCAUCCAGAUCCACGUGGACGACCUGCCCAACGCCAACCUCAGCCUUUACUUCGACAGCGUCAGUGACAAGAUUGCACAGAUCCAUCAACGCGGCGGCAAAACUCUGGUGCACUGUGUGGCCGGCGUCAGGCAGUCGGCCAGUCUGUGUAUCGCAUACCUCAUGAAGUAUUACCACAAGACACUGGAAGACGCGUACAGGCAUGUCAAACAGAAGCGUUUGGUGAUCCAUCCAAAUUUCAGCUUUUGGUCUCAACUAAUUCAAUAUGAACGUAGAAUAUUCCGAAUAGAGGUUGACUCUGGAUAAGGUCUGUACAUUGGGCACUGUUUUAUAAAGUGAGAACUCAGUAGGUGUUGUCCAUGAGCCAGACCAAAAACUGGUACCAUCUGAGGACACCAAACAAAACUGUUAUAAUUGUUUUAUUACGCCUUAGGACAAAACAAA